AUGCCAUCCUCUUCUUCUACUUUCUCUUGUUUUCAUUCUGCUUCUUCGACUCCUACGAAAAUUCGCGAAUUCAAAAUUGAACUGGGAAUGGAGCCGGCAGAUAUCCAGGAUCUCACAGAGGAACUGGAGAAAGCCGAGCUUGAAAACUCUAUCCUUAAGCAAAAAAUGGAUAUUUUUGAACUCGAAAUUGGCGAUAUUUCGAAGAACUUGGAGAAGUGUCAGGUGGAAUUGGAGGCAAAAAGUCUGAAGUUCGAACAACUGAGUGCCGGGAAUCGUAUGGCUAAUAUCGUAAUCAAGAAUCAGAUUAAAGAGAUCGAAACGUACCGUAUGGCUGAGAAGAUAUGGAAGCAUCAGCAGGACAAGCUUGAGAAACUCCGCGCCACUCAACAACAGGAAAAGAAGAAUCACAAACCAUGGAACUACGGAGAAUCUUGGAGAUCCAAUCAGACGGUCGAGAAGAAUGAAAAGCCGUGCGAUAAGAAAGAGGGAUCGGAAGACGUGAAACUACUUGUGAAUCAUGGAUACAAGAAGAUGGAGGCGGAGCAUAUUAUGAAGCAAGUGAUAGAGAUUAGAAAGAUGCAAGCUGAGAAAUAA
Molecule: messenger RNA, 594 nt
Organism: Caenorhabditis remanei
Lineage: Eukaryota; Metazoa; Nematoda; Chromadorea; Rhabditida; Rhabditidae
Exons: 1
Coding region: 1-594 (197 amino acids)
Source: RefSeq, a predicted model, not a curated record